GGCGUUGCGGAACAGGGAAUUCGUGUGGUUUCUGGGGUCUAAUAUUCUAUAAUCAUCUGAUUUGGUGUUGUUGACUGUCACUGCGAUUUCGCACUCAAAUUCGCCAUGCCCCCAAUCCUUGGGGAAUCUAUUGGAGACCUCAGCGAUGACGACUAUGUUGCGAGGCUACUUGCCCGGGAAGCGCGCGAUAGUUCUUUGAAAUACUCCUCCCAGGGGUUGGAGGCAUAUAUGCCCAAGAGGCCUACAAGCGGAGCCCCCAAACCGAAUACCCGAUUUUUGAGAAACAUUAUCAGAGAAACGGAUAACCAUAAUGCGGCGCUGAAGCGAAAAGAAGAGAGGGAGGCCAGGGAGCGAAUGCGACAGCUACGGGAACACGCUUCGUCAUCGUUUUCACACAUCUCGGGACGGCGUCGCGAACUCUCGGGGAACCAGGACCCGAAACAGAGAAGAGAGGAAGAACGCAAAGGUAGACACGCUCAUUCUCAUCGAAGAAGACAUAGGAGCCGUUCGGGAUCUACCGAAAGAGGUUCAUCACGAAGGCACCGACGGAGACAUGAGGCGGAUGACCGCGAGAGCGGCCGGUAUUCUAGAGCCUCUCGAAGCGGCCGGCACCGUGAUAAGGGUGACAGCCGCCGAAGAAGCCGUGGGUGCUCGCCUUCAAGGUCUCGUAGCGGUUCCCCGCAAGGUGAGCGUAUCCACCGUUCCCACAGCCGCCAUCGGCAAUCUAGGCAUACAUCCUAUCGCUCCCCAUCACCACGGCGACCACGUUCUCCACGUUCUCGAUCGCCCAAUUCUCCACAAAGCCACGAAUACAGAGACAAUCGACAGAGCCCAGAAGGGUCUCGGAAGCACGAGCGGAACAGUGCAACCCUGCCCCUUUCUACGACUUUGCGUGAUAACCGCUCAGAAGAGGAAUCUGAUCCUUUGGAAGACUUAAUCGGUCCACCGCCACCGAAAAGCCAUGGUCUAGAUGAACAGGCUCUACGUCCGCGUGGUCGGGGUGCGUACAAGACCAAUAUUAGCAACAUCGAUGCACAUUUUGCCCCAGAUUAUGAUCCUACUCUUGAUGUCCAACUGGAAAAAGAAGACGACUCCAACAUAGAGCGUAAGCCGACCUGUCGUCCGGUGCCAGGUCUCAUGGACGAGGAUGAUGAUUGGGAACUUGCUCUGGAGGCGCUCCGUGACCGUGCUCGCUGGAGACAAAAAGGCGAGCAAAGGCUGCGCGAAGCGGGAUUUAAUGAGAGUGUUCUGGAACGAUGGAAAAGCGACAGUGCAUUUACUGGCUUAGGAGACAUGGAGAGGAAGCCGGAAGAUGUGAAGUGGUCGAAGAGAGGCGAGGGCCGGGAAUGGGAUCGAGGAAAGGUCAUUGGGGGGGAUGGGCAGAUUCAUGUCAAGGCCCCUUGGUAGUAAUAUAAAACAAGCAUGUUUUGAUUAUUGGGCAUUGAAUGCGGUGAUGACUUUAUGAAUCUGUU
Molecule: messenger RNA, 1472 nt
Organism: Monascus purpureus
Lineage: Eukaryota; Fungi; Ascomycota; Eurotiomycetes; Eurotiales; Aspergillaceae
Source: the annotation of a GenBank genome assembly